CAAGAAAAUGGAUAUCCGAUUGGCUAAUAUCAUCAGUGUCGGCAUUGUCGUCUGUGUCUUCGUUCUCCUGAUCGGUGGAGGGGUCAAUGAAGUCCAGAGUCAGUCAACCGUACGGUCAGCUCUGCUAACAAAAACACAUACACCAGCGCCUCAACCACCGUUCAGAGAGUGUUCCUGCAGCUCCAGUCCUUGCCAUCAUGGUGGAGAAUGUAUUAACCGACGUGUUGGUAAUGGAAUCUCAGCUAUCAUAGACUUUACAUGUGAAUGUAAAGAUCAGUGGGAAGGCAAUGUGUGUCACACAUGUAACAGUACAACUAACGAGAUCAAGUGUUCUAACCUAUGUUACAACCGAAGGAAUGAUAUAUGUGAAGACGGAGGACAAGGUUCUGUGACACCAAGCCUUUGUGCUCUAGGUUCUGACUGCGAUGAUUGUAACUCCCGGUGUCUCCCUACAACAUUGUAACUUUACCCGAGGGACGCAUGCGCACUGGGGUACAUUGGGAAGAUUUUACCAGGAAAUUGGACAAACUGGAGACAUCUUGACGUUUUACGGCUUAACUCUGGUUCUUAGUAUCCACGGCUACUAGGGUAACAUGGCGAUCCUAAUUAACGUUUCUUUGAUAAUUUGACUAUAAAAUACACAACUCACUUUCAUUAAAGUCAGAACGUCGGGAUUGGGCUCUAAGAAUCCAGAACUAGAACAAAUAUUAACAUUUUAAAAUGGAAUCCGGGCAAUAUUAACAUUUGGCAGAAAGUCACUAAUACUAUUUGAUUUAUCACAAUUACCUAUCUAUUCAUUUAUAAUUAUGAUUUCUGCAAGGAUUCAAUUAAACUUUGCAGGUCUAGUUUCGCU
This is a messenger RNA of Lytechinus variegatus (green sea urchin), 853 nucleotides long. RefSeq names its product protein jagged-1-like. NCBI's taxonomy places the organism in Eukaryota, Metazoa, Echinodermata, Echinoidea, Temnopleuroida, Toxopneustidae. The transcript has 3 exons. Bases 8 to 463 code for a protein of 151 amino acids. The record is from RefSeq and is a predicted model, not a curated record.